AUGCAGGCUGGUGUCAGUGGCGGAAGACGUGUCACAGCUGCCACCGAGCACACGGCGCCACGGAGCACUAGGUCUGACGCCAACCACAAUGGCGUUUCGCUGGACGCUACUGCUCGCUACCGCCGCAUCCGUGGCCGCCGUGAUUCCCGUGGCACCUCUGGUGAACGAGCAAGUGGAUCGAGUCCUGGAGCGAAACGUGCUGUGCCACGUCAUCUCCACAACCGGUUGUGUCGAGCCCCUCCGAGACUUCUACAUGUGGAACCGGACGUGGUGGUUCUGGCCCGAGUUCUACGGCGGCGAAAUUUCGGGUCUGGGCAAAGGGCUCAAGCGUCACGGAGACUGCGCCUACGAGCUGGGCAACGCGAACGUCGCCAAUUGCGUCGUCGGCCACGUCGACCUGUGGGUGCGCUACCUGUGGCGCGUCGGGGUAAGAACUGCUCGCUCGAGGAAGGCAACCAGCAAGACAACCCGCGGGCUCUCAUCGAGCGCGGAUUCUUGAUGGCCACCGUGGCUGCUGGAACCAUGCGAAUGAAGCUGAAGAGAGAUCCCGUGCUUGGCAAGUUCCGACUUCGCCGUGUCAAGGUGACACAGACCGAGAUUGAAGACGUGGUUUUUGGCAACUCCACCAUGACGUGGAGAAAGAAGAAGCUCAACACGAAGUCGCCCGAGUUCCAGUGGAGGGUGCGGGACAUGCUGGCCGCUUGGGUCCGGUACUACUUCGAGAGAAUGACCUUCAAGGACGUCUUCAACAAGGCGCUAACGACGCUUUCACCGUGAAAUGCGGGAGGGCAUCGCCUUUCGAAUAAAGACGUUCCAACACGUUA
Rhipicephalus microplus (southern cattle tick) is the source of this 824-nucleotide messenger RNA. RefSeq lists its product as uncharacterized. NCBI's taxonomy places the organism in Eukaryota, Metazoa, Arthropoda, Arachnida, Ixodida, Ixodidae. The record is from RefSeq and is a predicted model, not a curated record.